AUGGUCCGUCUCGUCGUUCCAUCAAUUGCUCUUGCAGCAUUCGCGUCGUGUGCAGCUGCCACCGGCCGGCUGUGGACAGGGCCUUGCGGAACACGGCCCGAAGUUGCCAAGAGGAGUAUUGGUACAAGCGGUAUCAAAGUGCGGCAAGCCGCGAACAAUGGGACAAAUUCAACUGCCACAAUGGAUCUUUACUACCAUGUCAUUCUCGCGGAGGGCAACAGCACUACCGAUUUCAUCACCGAUGACCUCUUGAACCAUCAGACAGAAAUACUGAACGACGGCUUCGUGCCAAUGGGCUACCAGUUCCGGCUUGCAGAGACGACUUGGACCACCAACGCCAGCUGGUUCUACAACGCAACGCAGCUGUCUCAGCAAGAAACAGACAUGAAGACCGCCCUCCGCAAGGGCGACAAGACGGCGCUAAACGUCUACAUAGUCGGUCUCUGGGACAGCAGCAUCAGCGCGUGGUCAACCGUGCCGCUGGAGCUCGACUUCAACAUCCCGAACGACGGCGUCGUGCUGCACAACUCCAUCCUGCCCGGCGGCGCCAACAAGAUCUGGACGCUCGGCAAGACACUCAUCCACGAGGCCGGCCACUGGGUUGGCUUGUACCACACCUUCUCCGGCGGCUGCGAGAACAAUUUCGACUACGUCGACGACACGCCGCUCGAGGCGGUGCCGGCAUCGUCGUGGGAUGCGCUAGGCGGGUGCCCUGAGGGCCGCGAUACUUGCCCUGAUGCCCCGGGGCUGGAUCCUAUUCAUAAUUAUAUGGACUACACGAGUGAUGAGUGCAGGACGGAGUUUACGCCGGGGCAGAUUGCGUAUGCGCAUAAUGAAAUGGAGACGCAUAGAGGCAUUUUUGUAUGA
Molecule: messenger RNA, 867 nt
Organism: Lasiodiplodia theobromae
Lineage: Eukaryota; Fungi; Ascomycota; Dothideomycetes; Botryosphaeriales; Botryosphaeriaceae
Product: Peptidase M43
Exons: 7
Coding region: 1-867 (288 amino acids)
Molecular function (GO): metallopeptidase activity
Source: RefSeq, a predicted model, not a curated record